Messenger RNA from Stereum hirsutum FP-91666 SS1, 1245 nucleotides. RefSeq lists its product as uncharacterized. The coding region runs from base 1 to 882 and encodes 293 amino acids. The record is from RefSeq and is a predicted model, not a curated record. NCBI's taxonomy places the organism in Eukaryota, Fungi, Basidiomycota, Agaricomycetes, Russulales, Stereaceae. The transcript has 2 exons.
AUGUCUACGCCAUCCCUCCAUCUGGCCGGAACCGGUACCGUCACUGCUACUCCAGUGAGGGCUCGACAUGAUGCAGCAGAUUAUCUGGGCCUGAGGCGCGACAAUAGGCAGCUAAAAGCUCAAUUAGCGCGGGUGUUCAAUUUUCUGGGCAAAAACUAUCCUGAAGCUCUUGAUCGUUUCACACUGGAGACUGAGUUUAUCUUACCGUUGAAGAUCCAUGCAGCUCCCUUGUCGUCUUUCGGCGUUCGUAACGGAGACACACGUACUCCAGCUGCAACUCUCCCUCAGGCUACGCAUGUUUCGUCCUCGCCCCUAGUCGCAACCUCAUCUGAAUCAAACCCCGGAGCGUCCAACGUCGGACCCAAUGCACCCAUUGUUCGUGUAGUCGCAAACGAUCCUCGUGCGGCCGAGCACCAGCGUGGCCCUCGUCGAGCGAACCAUUCUCGGCAUCGUGAGGUCUCGAACUCCCGUCCCCUUCAAGAAGACUUAAACUCUAACCUCACCCCCACUUCGACCAACGACACUCCCAGUGCUGAGACGGUGCCUGUUGUCGUGGACCUUGGACACGAGCAGCCUCGCGUAUCUCAGCCCGCUUCUCCGUCCUCGCCACCUUCUGUCGGCUCAGCGCUUGUACCAGCCUCUUGUUCGUCGAGUCCGGAAGAUGAAACGGAGGAUGGAAAUGACGACGCGGUCUCUUCGAAAAUAUCUUCUGGCAGGAUGAUUGCGCGGUCUACCCUCAAGAAACGUAGUCGGGAUGCGCUAGAGGAACAAACUGAAGACGAAGCGAUUCCGGAGGCAGGAGCGCUUGUGGCGGACAAGAUAAAUGUGGUUUCACCGAACAAGAGAGUGAAGAUGAACUCGGAUGCUUCACAUCUACUAUGAGACUGUAGGGCUAGACGAGGACUUUCCUUUUUCAUUACCCAUGUGACUGUAAUCGUACGGGUAGCUGAACCAACCGAUUUCUGUAUCAUUCUUGCCUGUCUGGCUACAAGUUUGCGCCAAUAAUCCUCGGAUAUCACCUAGUCCUCUUUAAAAUCCAUAACUUACUCUCCUUUUCAUCUUCCACAAGCGUAGAACUCUCCGAAGCGUGUAUGAAUCCAUCAUUCCACUGCAACCUCCCGGCCCUCUGAGUCAUAAGUGUAAGUAUCUUCAGGCCUUCGAUGCGUCCCAGGUUGGCCCAGGUUGAGUCGACCGAGCCACGGGACUCGAGAGGUACAGUAGAGCAAUGGGUGCGCUAGAUGAGAU